Messenger RNA from Rhododendron vialii, 807 nucleotides. RefSeq lists its product as uncharacterized. The record is from RefSeq and is a predicted model, not a curated record. Gene Ontology annotation, molecular function: O-methyltransferase activity. The transcript has 4 exons. The coding region runs from base 1 to 624 and encodes 207 amino acids. NCBI's taxonomy places the organism in Eukaryota, Viridiplantae, Streptophyta, Magnoliopsida, Ericales, Ericaceae.
AUGCACGCGUUCGAGUACCCAGGGAAGGAUCCCAGGUUCAAUGAGUCCUCGUACGAGGGUUUCGAGCAAGUUCAGAAGCUUGUCGAUGUUGACGGCGGUCUUGGAGUCACCCUCAACUUGAUCACUUCCAAAUACCCACAUAUCAAGGGUGUUAAUUUUGACCUUACACAUGUGAUCCAACAUGCCCCGCCCUAUCCCGAAGAUUUAUCAGAUGACAAUGUGGACUUUAAUGAAGUUCUAUCUAAACUUCGAAGGAGCAGAGGCCAUAAAGUAGAAUGGGAGUUUGAGGCAGACAUGCUUGCAGCAUUUGGUAAGGAUCCUGAACUGUGCAUGAAGGGCAUCUGUGCUCUUUAUCGGAAGCAGACUGCUGAUGAAAAGAUUGGCAAGUUUACGUAUUAUUCCAAUCAGCAAGGGUUUAGCCACUGUGAUGCACUCAGGGGAAGUAUUUUGGCCAAGUUUCUUACUGAGGGAGAUCCACAAGGUGAUGUGAAGAAAUCUGUGGAGGAGUUGCGGGAGUAUGAUCCCAAGGCACCAGAACUGUGCAGGACACUUGCGACUCACUACUCUAAGCAACUGUUUGCAAUAUACAAGAGCAAAGAAGAUCCUCUUUUUCUCCUAUCUUGACAUGGGCAGCCCUAGAUUCUAUGGCAAGGACAGUGGAAUUUGUAGAUAGCCUGACUUUUAGGUUAGUUAUAGAUUUAUAUGCUUUGCGAGGUAUGAUCAAAGCUGUAUAUUACAGAUAAUAUGUUAGUCCUGAUGAUUUUGCGAGGACUCUUGUCGUUAGUACACCAGAAGAUAUGUGCAAAA